Messenger RNA from Rhopilema esculentum, 8655 nucleotides. RefSeq lists its product as uncharacterized. The record is from RefSeq and is a predicted model, not a curated record. NCBI's taxonomy places the organism in Eukaryota, Metazoa, Cnidaria, Scyphozoa, Rhizostomeae, Rhizostomatidae.
CGCAUUUGAAUGUUACACUAAAUCGGAAGAAUGUCUUGGUAAUAUAGGCUAUCCAAGAUGUCCUACCGAUGUGCUGAAGGUGCAUGACUUUUUUCAAAAAGGCUAUCUUCUGCUGCGAAAUAAGGCCAUCUCAUAAAUAAAAUACUCCAUCCAGCAUUUUUCUGAUGGUGGAUUUAUAUAUGGAUUUGGCUCCUUGCACAUGAAAUUAAGAAGAACAGCUUUAUCUCCUUGUCACAGUUGCUUUUCUCUGCAUCUGCAUUUGACUGUUGCUAAGUCGGAAAAUAUCUUCGCACUAUUAUAGGCUGUCCAAGAUGUCUUCGCACUAUAGGUCUUUAGCGCUGGGUAUGAAAGUGUAUGAUUUUCUUCAUGGGUAAAUUCAUCUCCUGCGUCACCUUCAUAUUCUUGUGAUGUAAAGGAAGCUCUCGGAGAUGAGGAAGCUGCUUUCCUGUGAACCAUUUAGACUUUGAACGGUCGAGUAUGUCGUCCAAAUUUCAACAUCAGACUUUUGGGACAUGUCUUGUAGUAGUUGCACCUAAACAGUGUAGCCAAAAUAACCUUGUUAAGUUGAUACAAUUUAAUUAUUUUCUGAUUGAGUGAUUAUGGAUCUGCUGGAACUGCUGCAGAUGAUUUUUUUCAGAUUUGAUAAAUAUCUUUGUCCCUAAAUAGCUUUUAUAUGUUGUUCCACUAUAUUCUGCUGUUUCGCGAAUGUCUUUGCUUUUGCGAUAACUCCUUUGGAGAGACUUUUAAUGAUGACUUAUUUCUGGUUCAUCGUUAGCUUUUUCACAGUAACCUUAUCAAUGUUGUGCUUAUAUAUAUGCAGUUGUCUCAGCCCACAAUUCCAUUAAUCUGUGAUAAAAUACAGCAAAUUUUGGAACCAAAAGUUUCAGCGAUGCCUCAAAUCUUGACGAUUUGUUUGUUAUUUAUGCACAUAAACCACUAAUUUGUGGGUUUGCACUUUUAUGUUGCAUGAACAAGCAGCACACAUAAAUCAGUUUCUUUUGCAACAGCAACUACUUUUGCAUCUUUCGAGUUACCAUGCAAAAUAUUCUGGUUUUUGUGGUUACAUCUUGAAAGGACUUCUACUUGCUUUUUGAAGUCUCCGAUGCUUCUCCUCCUUAAGCUACGAUAAAUUGAAUUGUCAGGGGGCUGUGACCCUCAGCGCUUCGAAAGAAUUCGGGAGCAAGUUUCAUAAGAUUCUCUUUUUUCAUCAAUGUAAAAAUACUCUUCUUACUUUGGAGUAUCUUUUGCUCUCCACUUUUUAUAUGCACUUGCCUUGAUGACUCUCUUUUGCCGUUUGCUUGCUCGUGUGCGGUUUCUAAAUAUUUAGCGUUGACUUUGUUUCCACUUCCAUUGCUUUAGCCUCAUAAGGAGGAUUAGCACAUCCAUGGAUGUUCUUGAACCAAACACUGAAUGUUUCCUUGGGUUUGAUGCUACGAACUCAGGCCGUCUCAUCAAAUCUCCAUCUGGCGUUUUCUGGUGGCGUUUUUACAAAAUGUUCUCACGGACUGAUGACACUAGCGCUAACAUGGAAUAAAUAUCUCGAAGAAAUGAGCUAUUUUGCUCGAAUUGUAGGUUGUUGCUGGCAACGAAAGUAUAGUCAGAAACGUAAGCUGCAUUCUGGGGCACAAAGAUCCAGGAAAACAGCAAAAGCAGUCUCAAUAAUGAACGAAGACCACCAAGCUUUCGUGAUUGGCAAGGCUGCCUCUAUCGAAAAGGCAUUUUCAUAUCCCAUCAAAACCAUAACUCUAGUCUUGCAACUCCUGAAGGUGUACUGUGACAAGGUGAUAAAGCUGUUCUUCUUAAUUUCAUGUGCAAGGAGCCAAAUCCAUAUAUAAAUCCACCAUCAGAAAAAUGCUAGAUGGAGUAUUUUAUUUAUGAGAUGGCCUUAUUUCGCAACAGAAGAUAGCCUUUUUGAAAAAAGUCAUGCACCUUCAGCACAUCGGUAGGACAUCUUGGAUAGCCUCUAUUGCCAAGACAUUCUUCCGAUUUAGUGUAACAUUCAAAUGCGGAUGCAGAGUAAUCAUUGUCCGGUUCAAAGUGGGAGCAAGACUUUGCAACUUCGGAGGAAGAAGUGACUCACUCGUCAGAUAGUGACUACUACCUGCUUCGAACUUUGGCUAUUGCGGUGGGCACAAAUUCAAUUUAAAUGAACUGAAUACUAAUUAUUUUGACUGAAAAAUCUAAGGAAGAAAAGCUUUUGCUGACAGCCAGCGUCAUAUUAAAACAAAAUUAUGCUAACGUAUCAUUUUAUGACAAUAAAAUAUUUGAUGACGUCAUGCAAAAUUUGUUAUGACGUCAUAAUGAAAAUACUUAUGUCGGCAAAUCUUGCUUAAAUAAAUAUCAUUUGAAAGCUUGCAAUGAGAUGAGUCAAUAUAUGCAAGUUGCGUUAAAAAAUAACCCUUCAGUGAGGAGCUAACAAUGAUUUUGUCUGACUUUUUGCCGUUAAAUUACGUCAUCAGUCACGUGACAUCCAGGCAUUUUCAAAAAAGUCACCUUGCAGAUAAUGAAAGCCUGAACUCCCUACUACCAGAAUCCGUUGAGAAAGUAAACAUUAGCUUGAAUGUCAGAUUGUCAGGCUAUAUGUCCUGUCUACAUAUUUCAACUUAUCAACGUGACCUGUUGGAGAGUGAGAUAUUCUAUCACGUCAGUUGAAGAUAAAAGAGGUGCAUAACAAUGAUCUGUCAUAAGAUUAGAAGGGGAAGCAUCAUUCAAGUAAACUGGCGUCUUGACAAAAGAAAGUUCGGUCUGAGUUAAACAUGUUGCAAAUAGAGAUGACUCUUUCUCAACAGUAUUAGGCAAGGCAACAUCUUCAUUUACAGUCUUCUCUCACUCUUCAGGUCCUCUGCACUUUGUGAUGGAGCUGCGAUGGCUCCCCUAUGUAUCUGGUAAAAGAGAGGGGCAUUGCAGGUGAAUGACUCGGCCUUGGGUGUUGGCUUGAAAGCACGACCCGAUAGCUCAGCGGUAGAGCACUUGACGUACAAAGUCAGGGGUCGUGAGUUCGAGCCUCGUUCGGGUCGGUUAUUUUCCCGCACUCUCUAUUAAUUAUCUUCGGAAUCCUGUUGUCUGUAAAUCUUCAUUUUCAUCAAAAUCAGGAAAAGAACCGGUAUCAGGAGCAGUUAAAGAGGAAUGUUGAGAAUAAACAGAUGAAGUGCGAUCUUUAGGUGCUUUUCGUGUUGUUCAUGUAGUGGUCGUCUUGGGAUCAACAAACAGCUUGAGCAAAUAAACAGCAUCGGUCACUAACUUCCAGCGAAAUUGGAUUCCGCUUUAUAUCAGAACCAGUGAUUUUUUUUAUGUCGUGGGGCUUAUAACGUACAAACAAGAACUAUGCCACAGCUAAUUAUAUGCAAAAAGGAAAAAUCUUAACAGCUAACUGUUGUUUUUUAUUUCUGAUGGCCUACCUCUUUCCUCUCUCCGUUGUUCCGCAUUCUUUCCUCAAACACUCCCCUACCUACAGAAACACCCUAUUUAAGAUUUAGAUGAUCGGAUCAUUAUACAACAUUCAAAAUUCAAAUUGAUGACGGCAGGCUCUAUUAAGUUCUAGGGUUCUAUCAAUAUGUCUGAAAUAAACGACCUCUCAGAAAUUCUUCAAAACCCUGAAAUGUUGGCUGUUUAUUUGGCUUCUCAACAGCAACAGCUUCAGUCAUCACAGACUCCUGAUUUGGUCGAUGGAGAUGGUGAAGAUGAAGAAAACACAGUGAGCUUAUUUGUUUGCUUUCUUUUUCACAAUGCACCCCUAUCUAAAAACAUAGAAAUAAUUGAUGAGUAUUUUCUUUUAGAUAUAAAGCUGCAGAGCCCCCUAAAAUCCGAGAAUCUCUUUUUUGUAUUUUGUCUUGAAUUCAGGUCUUGCGGAAAAUUGAUGUUAUGAUAGAAAUGAUCUAAAUUUCUGAUGGGAGUUCUGAUGAUGAAACUAAUUAUGGGGUAUUUUUUAUAUCUUAUGAUGAGAUAACUGAUAGUGUAGAGUGGGAAAGAGAAGCAUUCAUUAAAGCCAUUAGAGAGUUGCGAUGUCAUUGGGAUGUGAAUCAUCCAAUGUAUUAAAGGCAGUGUGUCGCGCUGUUCAUUGGUUAUAUGUCUGUUGAAUUUCGAGGGUCCGCGAAAUUGGAGAAGCGUGACAAAUUAGCACAACUGACCAAUAGGAGGUGAGAUAUCGCCUUGGCUAAGAAAUGAAACUCACUGAAACAGAAGCUGUGGGUGUUCCGAUGUAGCGCUCCGAUGUAAGGUUUCUUGUUUUGGCGACACAUUUUGCUCACAUCAUUGCUGUCGAAAUGUUGCAAAGUACGCGUGGACGUAAGAGAAAAUCGUUUGACGAAAAAACAAAGUGUGUGAAAGUGUCAUUUCACGAAACAACGUUGGAAUUGUGGCGGAAUUUGCGAGGAGAAAUUGGCCUUCACACCGAUAACGAACUUGCUUUGGCAUUGAUUUCAUCUUACAAAAGAACACUAGCGAGGUAAGGAGGAGUUAGUCUUUUAAGCAAAAUACUCUGACGGACCUCUAAGACACUGGACUUAGCCCUGACUAACGUUUGAUUUCAUGUGAGCAACAUUUGGAAAGAAAACUUUGAAAUUUAACGAAAGAUAGUUUAGACACGUUCUGUGAGGACACACAUUUCCCAUGAAGCACAUGUUCAGGUUGGCCCGAUAGCCUGGCUAGUCCUAAAUCGGAUGGUUGUUAGAUUUGUUGACUUUAAAAAUUCAAAUACAUUAGAAUUGUUUAUCCAUAUUUCAUUGCUUCAAACGAUCUGCUGUCUAGAGUAGAAUAGGACAGCAAGUAUUACCAGCGUUUCAAAAGGGGUAGCCCUAAGAAAAAUUUAACUACCAAGAAAAUGUGUGUGUAGCCCUAGCUUUUUGAGUGCAUUAGACAAAGCUCUGCAAAAUAUUGUUUGUGCACAUGCCAUACUCUGCAAACUGGGGUUGAAUAAGCCUGCUGAUUCAAGAAUAAUUAAUACUAUUAUGAGUAGAAAAAUUUAAGAGAGAAGAAAUGAAAAUAUCAAAUUGUUAGAACAUGCAGAUGGGGAUUAAAGAACCUUUCAUUUAAUAAGUAUUUGGAAUGGAAUGGGGGAAUAAUCAUGCAUGUUUCUUUCUUACACAGUGGUUUUGUUGUCUCCCCUGGUCAUCAAGAACUACACUCCACCCCUUUGCCAAAAAUUAGGCAACACAGUAAACAAAAAUCAACUGACACUGUAAGAAGAAAGCUGAUCUCCAGUACAUUAGAACCAGCAGAAGAGUAAGUUUCUUACUCAUGAUGCUCUUUGCGCUGUGAAUUUAAAUAUAAUUUCUGGCUUUGGAUAUUAGUCAUGAUCUAAACAGUUUACAACUAAGCAAAAAUCUUUGAAGAUAGUCUCCCUAUUGCUCUAAAUAACAUAUCUGAGGCAUGAGACUUCCUUAAAUAAUUAAAAGACAAUCAUCUCCUGCUGUAAAAAAGAAGUUAUUGCAAUAGACUAUUUCUGUUUAUUUGAUUGAUUGAUAAACACUUAAGCAACCACUUUAUAGUCUUCUUAAAAGUAAAUAAAUUCUUAAAUCUUAUAGAAUGCUUGCAUGUUAUGAACUGUAAGGCUCACAAAUGUGUAUUUAUUUUUGUCAUAGUCCUCAAGUUAGUGAAGUAUUCAACUCGGAUAUAGAGAUUGAAGCAUGACAUGGGAAUCUACGGAUGAUCAGACAAUUUCACUCGGGUAUGGCAAGAGUAACAAAGUUACUCUGCCAGAAAAUUAUCAUAAGGAUUUUUUUAAGGAAAAACAUCUAAUUAAUGAGCUGAGUUUAGUUGAAGAUGAGAAAUUUAUCUGCUCAUUGACGCAACUGGAGAACCUGGUUGGCUGUAUUAGUUGUGACAUUUGUGGGCAAAAGAGGAAAGUUAAAAAGCAUGGCUUCAUUGGAAGUGUUGCAGAGGUCUGGCUUGAAUGUGAAAAUAAACAUGCAAUGAAAUGGAGUUCUUCUGAGACAGUUAAUGGAGUUUAUGCCAUCAAUUUGCAGCUGUUAUCUUCCAUAAUAUUGUCAGGGAAUCUUUAUGUGAAGGUCUCUUUGUUAGCCAAGCUACUAAAUCUUAAGAUACCAUCCGAUGUAUCAUUUUACAGGAUUGCCAAACAUUAUGUCAAUCCAACGGUAGAUGAGUGGUGGGAAGAAAUGCAAUCCCUGAUCUUUAGGCUGUUUGCAGGUAAGGAAGUUACACUUGGUGGAGAUGGAAGAAAUGACUCUCCUGGUCAUUGUGCAACAUACUGCACAUAUUCAUUCAUUGAUACAGUGUCAGAUUUAAUAGUACACCAGGAGAUUGUGGAUGUACGGGAUGCUAACAUGAAGAGCCCAAAUAUGGAGAAGCUUGGUUGCAAAAAAGGCCUGGAUAAACUCCAGAAAAAUAUGAAAGUUAGAGGCUUUGUCACAGAUGAUCACAGUCAAAUAUCUGCAAUGUUGAAGAAUGACAACAGUUUCACUGAAAUAAAAUUUCAAAAAGAUGUAUGGCACAAGUCAGCAAAACUUACAAAAAAGUUGGUGCAGGACAAAUGGCUUAGCCUGCUAAAGCAUCUGUGCAAUAUGCACUACCAAUGCAAUCACGGAUGCCUUGAUACCACAGGGAGAGCAGACUGGUUUUCAGCUACUGAUUCCGACUUCCAGCAAAUAAGGGGAAUUAUUCUUGACAAGAAAUUCCUAAAUAGCCUCAAAUUCUACACAGAUUUCAGGCACACAGGUCAACUUGAAGUGUUUCACAACCAUCUUCUGAUGUAUUGUCCCAAACGUGUUUUCUUCAACUAUCCUGCUUACAAAGUGCGUAACAGGCUUGCAUUGAUUGAUCACAAUCAUCACUGCAACCGUUUGCAAGCAAGAAAUGAAAAUGGAGAUCUCCUGUAUUCACGUCGUUGGAGUAAAAAAGCUGGCAGGUGGAUCCCAACCAUAACUAAGGAGCCUAAGGAUUAUUCCUACGUAUCAAGAUUGCUGGCAGCAGUUAUGAACAAGCGACGAAAUGAUAGUGGCAAAGUUGAAAGACAUAAACCACUUUCAGAAGAGGAUCCCAGGUGGAAAUCUAGGACCAUCGUAAAGCUUCCUGCAAGAGCAACUGAUGUUUUGGUGGAUGAAAAAAAUCGCGAUUCACCAAAUAAAAACAAAAAAACAUUUUGUACAUGAACUAAUGAACCAACAUUAUAUCCUAAGUAAACACUGUAUAUAAGAGGAGUAAUUUUUGAAUCAAAAAUGUGAAUUUUGAGUGCAUCUUAAAGGUUACUAUUUUAAACAAAAAAGUAUGUUACAGCUAUAUUAUAAAGGGUAUUUUAAGUAUGGUGGUCUUAAGUGGUAGUUAUUUACAAUUUUAUUUUGGGAAGGUAAAAGAUAAAAAUCAAAGAAGUGUCUAUGCAAUAAAGUUGGCUCAGAUAGAUUACAAUAAAGAAUUUCAGACAAUUAGUGAUAUUGAAAUAACAGCAAGAAAAAAGUGUUAGUGAUCUUUGUAGCCAGUGUACAUAUUGUUUGGAGAGGGGUAUUUGUCACGGAUUUUCCAAACACAGCAUGAUGGUAUUACCACCCGGUUGCCAGCACCUAAGGGUCCAUGCUGCCACAUUACAAACUGUCUGUAAGCAGUGUGUCUCAUAGUUUUUCUGUCUUGACUUGGUAUAUCAACUCUUAUAUCACAUCGAGAAUUGAUGGCAACUUCAAGUACAUUUCCAUUCAAACAAAUGUCAUAGAAUGUUUGAUCCUUGGUUAUGCAAUUGCGCCUUUUGCAGCACUUUCUCUCCUUUUGGGUGGGCAUUUCACGACACUGCAAACAUUUGCACCAUGAGGGGACAACACUGAAUGAAGGCUGAUUGGUUUCCUCCACUGCAUUUGCCAUUUUCUGACUAAUAAGAUCAAUAAGCAAAGAUUUUCUGUCUUCAAAAACCUUUGCUGCCAUCUCUAAGAGAUCUUCAUGAUUAAGGUUUGAUAAUGUUGCCUUUGGGAAAAAAUAAAAUAUACUUUUGAUUAGACAGAAGGUAUACACAUAAAUGUUUACACUACACAGUUUGUGCUGGUGAGCCAUAUGCACAAAGUGCAGCAAAGUGCAGCAAUAUGCAAAUAGUUCUUUUCUUAAUAGUUCCUUUUUUGUAAAUAGUUCUUUUUUGCUGAAAUGUAUCUCGUGUAAAUAAAUAUUGAAAAAAUGAAAUGCUUGCUUUUUUAUCUGUAAAUAUGUAAUACACGAGCUUUUUGAAUGUGACAUUUCUAUAUUAGGCAUCGUGUUAAAUAUACAGCAUUUAACUUGGGCUAAAGGCAAAAUAAGAGCCAAAUGAUUUGUAAGUUUCAGUUGUUUAUUAUACACUUAUGUGGUACAAGAAAUUUAUCAACAAACCUUGACAUCGAUGAUCGAGCUGUGUGGAGCACCUGCACAUACUGUCCCUCGCGUAUCACUCGCGCAACUUUCUGCAAGGCCUAUCACUGACGAUGGUUCGUCGGUAGGAAGGCGGUUUUGGCAUGGCUUCUUUUUGCUUCCGCAUGUGCACAGACCAACUUGACAAUGUUUUCUAGCAUUUCUGCAUGGGCACCCCUUUCUUUGACAAGUACUUCGACAGUCACAAGUGAUUGUAAUUGGAGGUGCUUCAGGUUGCCCCUCGACACUAACUGCACUACUAGGCCUAUACCUGUCUCCAGUUGCAGUGCCUCCUAGGUCAACUGCGCCGGAGAUCAUCGAUUCGUUUCUAGAUAUUUGAAA